Molecule: messenger RNA, 375 nt
Organism: Paraglomus occultum
Lineage: Eukaryota; Fungi; Glomeromycota; Glomeromycetes; Paraglomerales; Paraglomeraceae
Source: the annotation of a GenBank genome assembly
AUGUCUGGGCGGACUAAAAAAAAAGUACUAUACGCAGGAAAAGGUUUAGGCAAGGGAAAGGCUGUAUUGAAACGGCAUAGGAAACUAUUACGUGAAAAUAUAAAAGGGAUAACCAGACCUGCUAUUAGGCGGUUGGCCCGAAGAGGAGGUGUUAAGCGUAUCUCAGCUGGGAUCUAUGAAGAAGCCAGACAUGCUUUGAGACAUUUCCUUACAGAGACACUUAGGGAUGUGGUUACGUAUUGUGAAUAUGAGAAGAAAAAGACGGUGACGGUGAUGGAGGUGUUAUUAGCGUUGAAGAGAAGAGGGAAGACUAUUUACGGCUUUGAUGGUGAUAUUAUUCACAAGAGGUUGGAUGGAAGACGACUUGGUGGCUGA